AUGGAUGCCAACGAUGCAUCCUCGCCUGGGAGUUUGAGCUCGCCCCCGCACUCGCCUGAAGGCACGCCCACAUCCACAGUUCGAGUGUCCGGUACUGGUGUUGGUGUUGGACCUGCAAACGUUAGCACGCCAACCCCUGCAAACGCGACAUCACCAGCACCACGAGGCCUCACAGCUUCUGGACAGCCACGCAAAAAGCCAGGGCCAAAACCAAAAUCAAAGGACCCAGCUGUGCCAGAGCCAGAGAAGAAAACCCGAAAGCCUCGCAAACCUGUGGAGCCGAAGGAUCAGAGUGCAGGCCCUGUGCGCAAAAGGAGAGCAAAGGCUUCUAUAGAAGCGCAGGCUGCGCAGCCAGUACAGGUCGUUGAUGAGAAACCAAUCGUACAGAACUCGCCCACACCGCAACCCAGACCUGCAGAACCAGUACCAACCUCGCAACAGCCAGAGCACUCUCCUGCGAUUACGCAAGCUUCUCGCGUAAUGGGCAGUCAAGAGCCCACACUUCACAGCAACCCCAACCUUUCCCAUAUUAAUGUCGCACCCUCAACACCACGCCCGUCCAGUUCAGGGCAACGAUACGACCCUAUUCGAGGCGGUAUCAUGGAGGACAAACCACAAAUUCCAGCAAGCGCGCCGCCGCCGCCGCCGCCGCCCAUCUCCCCUCCAAUCAACCGCGCAAGUGCAUCGCCAUCCAUCACCAGUCUGAUCGACCCGCCCUCUGCUAGCAAUUCUUUCUUCACACAGCCAGUGAAGCUACAACAGCAUGCAUCCAUAACAUCUGCCCCGCAAUCCCCGGCCAGCUUCCACGCGCGACCUGGGCCGCUCCUUCCUUCGCAAGACUUCUCAGCUCCACCUCCACCUCCACAACAACAACAUCAACAACAGCCGCAGCAACAGCAGCAGCAACAGCAGCAGCAGCUAACACCACAGCAUCUGCCCUACACCGCCGCGCCAACAGGACCUGCGCCGAUGGAGGUUGAUUCUGAGCUCACAAACCCGAUAAUGGCAUCUGCACCAAAGGUAACACCAACCACGAACGGGACACCCGCAAGCCAAAGCGCACCGACCCCGCCCACAAAGUCUGCUCGUCAGAAAGAGGCUCCACCACCUUUGCCGACUGGUAGUGGUCUACUUUCUGGUACUCCCUUUGGGCCUGCGACAACCAACACCAACAGCACCGCCGAAGCUCCGAGCGCACCGAACAUUUACCUGACCUUCGAUCUCAAGGGGCGACAGAACACUACGAUCAACGUUGCUCUGGAGAUCGAGAAGAGGUAUGGUUUCGCUGCGCUUCAUCCUCGCAUUGCCGCCCGACAAGAACGCCAACGCCAGAUGAAGGCCGCUGGUGCUGCUCUUGAGCGGGCUGCAGGUGGUGUUUCCACUGACGACAUGUCAGUCGAUUUGUCUGAGAAUGAGAGCAAUGUGGAGAUGGGUGGCAUGGAUGACAAUGCUUCUGCGACCGAAAACGGUGGUAAGAAGCGGCGCAAGAGAAAGCAGGAGGAUUAUGACAAAGAAGACGACUUCAUCGACGACACAGAACUAGCUUGGGAGCAGCAGGCGCUCAUGGCCAAGGAUGGCUUCUUCGUGUACAGCGGUCCUCUCGUGACUGAAGAGAAGCCUGCUGUGGAGAGGGCCGACGGUACCGUUAGACGCGGUAGGGGCCGUGGGCGCGGCGGCACGACGCGAGGUGAGACUUCGGGCAGGGGUCGUGGUCGCGGUGGUGGCCCAGGUUCCCGUGGCGGUUCCACCGUUCGUAAACCUCGCGUCACCAAGGCAGACCGCGCUGCGAUGGAACAAGAGAAGAUCGCACGGGAGAAAAUGGGCGAGUCGAUUGCCAAACAGCCUGUCACAACAAGUUCAGCUGCCCCGAUUGGGUAG
Molecule: messenger RNA, 1878 nt
Organism: Ascochyta rabiei
Lineage: Eukaryota; Fungi; Ascomycota; Dothideomycetes; Pleosporales; Didymellaceae
Product: HIR complex subunit
Exons: 2
Coding region: 1-1878 (625 amino acids)
Source: RefSeq, a predicted model, not a curated record